AUGGGUUUUUUUUGCCACAGGAACAAGAAAAUUGUUGAUUUUUCUCAGUUUGGGGAUUUGGAAGAUGACGAUGAAGACUUUGCAUGUGUAGCUGCACCUUCAAGCAAAAAAUCCAGAACACAGCUCAAGGAACCAAAGAAGGAGAAAAAAGAGAAGCAGAAAAAACCACAGAAAGAACUGACUCCACCACCAAAGCAGACACCUAAUAAAAGGAUAUCUUUGGAUGACAAACUUUAUCAAAGAGAUUUGGAAGUUGCCUUAGCCUUAUCCGUCAAGGAAAAGUCUGCAAAUAUCCCUGAGGUGCAAAAUUCAGAACAAGCAGGUAAGGAUUUUGAAUCAGAAAAUGUACAAAGGAGACCCCUUUUUUCCAACUGCAGUGUAGACAGUGAACUUUUAGGCCCCAGUCAAGUUAUGGAUGAUGAUGUACCUAGGGCUGAUGGUAUGCACAGGACAGCAACAUCUGAAGUUCCUGCACAUCCAAAGAAGUUAUUGGCCGUUGACAGUGAUGACAGAGAGCACUCUACUGACUCUGAGCCAGAGUGUGUACCCAGUAAGGAGUCAGAAGAAGAUUCAGAUUAUAGUGAAGGUGAUGAUGAAGACUUUGCAAUGGAAAAAAAGAAAGCCAAAGGAAAUAAAAAGAAAACCAGACAAAAGAUGCCAGCUGAAAGAGAGAAGAAAACUCCCAAAUCCAAGAUUAAUACUACAGUAUCACCUGUAGUUUCUCCCUUUGGGAAAACAGAACAAAAAUCUGAGCCAACACAAAAGAUCAUGUCCAGUUCUUCAGGCCCAGUUGGAAGGCCUCUACAUACAUCAAGUCCUGUAACAGAUAAGAAGCCUAAAUGGAUACCACCAGCUGCAUCAGGAAGCAGUAAUAACUUUAUGAAACAUGUUCCUCUUAAGUCACCUACUCAGUGUCUUAGACUUGGUCUCUCCAGACUAGCAAGAGUCAAACCACUGCAUCCCAGUGCUGCCAGCAGUUAA
Nestor notabilis (Kea) is the source of this 981-nucleotide messenger RNA. RefSeq names its product RAD51 associated protein 1 (gene RAD51AP1). The record is from RefSeq and is a predicted model, not a curated record. Gene Ontology annotation, biological process: interstrand cross-link repair; double-strand break repair via homologous recombination. Lineage: Eukaryota; Metazoa; Chordata; Aves; Psittaciformes; Psittacidae. Bases 1 to 981 code for a protein of 326 amino acids. Gene Ontology annotation, molecular function: single-stranded DNA binding; double-stranded DNA binding. The transcript has 8 exons.